Molecule: messenger RNA, 1009 nt
Organism: Prosopis cineraria
Lineage: Eukaryota; Viridiplantae; Streptophyta; Magnoliopsida; Fabales; Fabaceae
Product: bZIP transcription factor 60
Exons: 3
Coding region: 79-912 (277 amino acids)
Biological process (GO): regulation of DNA-templated transcription
Molecular function (GO): DNA-binding transcription factor activity
Source: RefSeq, a predicted model, not a curated record
CUUUUAAUAGCCAGACUGCUUGACCCAGCCGGAUGUGGUGCCCUACUAAAAUUUCGUCUCUCAGUGAAAUAUUUCUUCAUGGAUGAUCUUGCAUUUGUGGACGAUGACUUAAUCAAACAAAUUGACUGGGGCAACAUCUCGAACGAGAGUAUGCUCUCCCCAGUUGUUGUCGAUGGGCCUUUCUCCGAUCCCUCCCCUGAUUACAUGCUCGAGAUUCAGAACUUGUUGAUGGAUGACGACGACAACCCUGUUUCGGAAUCCCCCACCGAUUUUAGUACUAAAGAGUUCUGCGAUAAGUUUUUGGCCGACAUACUUGUCGACCAGGUCCAACAGGAUCCAAAACCCUCUGGUGAACCUGCAAUUGAUUCUCCUUUGGACCAGGACAACGACGCGCCUGUCGUCGAUGAUCCUGCUAUCAAAAAGCGUGCAAGGAAGAUAAGAAAUAGGGACGCUGCAGUAAGAUCCAGGGAAAGGAAAAAGCUAUAUGUGAAAAAUCUUGAGAUGAAAUCCAGGUAUCUUGAGGGAGAAUGCAGAAAACUGGGGUACUUACUUCAGUGCUGCUAUGCUGAGAACCAUGCCUUACGUCUUUAUUUACGAUCAAACACUGCGUUUGGUGCUUCUGUGGACAAGCUGGAGUCUGCCGUGCUCUUGUUGGAAUCCCUGCUGCUGGGUUCCCUGCUAUGGUUCAUGGGCAUCAUCUGCCAACGCAAUCUCCUCCUGGUCCCCUAUUUAAUUGCAGAGUCGGAAGUAAUGCCACUGGCAAUCAUGGAACAACAAGGCCUAAGAAGGGUGGCUUUUCAAGCAGUAAGGAAUAAUAUCUUGGCUUAUUUUGUGGUGCCGCUGUCGUUUGUAAGCAGCAGAAGAUCCCGAGCCUGGAGAACAAAGAUGAAAAUGAACUUGCUUGUGUUCUAAACUUUAUUUGUGAUUUUCUGUCUAUUCCUUAAUCGAACUCUGUUAAAUAUACCUUGGUAUUUUAAAAUGAUAGCUCAUAUAAUAUAAAUUAGAGCCA